This is a messenger RNA of Durio zibethinus, 1003 nucleotides long. The record is from RefSeq and is a predicted model, not a curated record. Lineage: Eukaryota; Viridiplantae; Streptophyta; Magnoliopsida; Malvales; Malvaceae.
UUACAAGGGGAUGGGCGGCCUUGCUAAAGUGGGUCAUUGUAGGUAAGAUAAGGGCCAAGGCCGUCAAUCCACUACCAAAUUGGGGAGCCCAAAAUGGGGCUUUACCUGUUGCAUUAUCUUUAUCUCUCGGUCAAAAACUCUAAAACACGGAGCAGUCCAACAGCUACCAUAGCAUUUUCAUUUUUCCGCCAAAAAUGGCAGCGGCCACAUCUCUCCAUCUAUACCAUACGUGGCAAUCACUGCCCAACCACAAUCGAUUCAUCACUAAAUCACGGCCGUCAAUUCGGCCGAGUAUCACUUGCUACGCUUCUCACUCCACAAACAAGUGGAAGAGGGAUUACACAAGCGUAAUGAUAGUGCCAACGGGAGUGGGGGCCAGCAUUGGAGGGUUUGCCGGUGAUGCUCUGCCUGUUGCUCGCGCCUUAUCCUCUGUUGUUGAUUGUCUCAUUUCACAUCCGAAUGUUCUUAAUGCAGCAAUGUUAUACUGGCCCAUGCCCAAUGUAAUGUAUGUAGAAGGUUAUGCUCUAGACAGAUUCGCACAAGGAUUAUGGGCUCUGCGACCCGUUCAUCAAAACAAGGUGGGAUUGGUUCUUGAUGCUGGCAUAGAAGAAAAUCUUCGAAUCCGCCAUUUGCAAGUGGUGGAUGCCACAAGGGCUUCGCUUGGAUUGCCGGUUGUUGAAUAUGUUGUCACUGACACCCCAUUAGAGGUGGAAAAGUGGAUAAAUCCAACAACUGGGCAAUCAACAGGUAGGAUUAAGCACCCUGAUUCUUUACUCCGAGCUGUUAAGAAUUUAGUGGAACGAUCGCAGGUGGAUGCUGUUGCUGUUGUUGGGCGCUUCCCAGAUGAUGAAGCGGAUGACCUUGAUGACUAUCGACUUGGAAUUGUAAGGCAAUUAUUUUUUCUACUUGACUUUUUGAGUGAUGUGCAAAGUAUCUAUUAUGUUUACCAUCUGGAAGGUCUUUAUAAAUGCACAUAGAAGGCAAAAGUUUCUAAUAAUAAUUU